Molecule: messenger RNA, 6097 nt
Organism: Nasonia vitripennis (jewel wasp)
Lineage: Eukaryota; Metazoa; Arthropoda; Insecta; Hymenoptera; Pteromalidae
Gene: Pkn
Product: serine/threonine-protein kinase N
Exons: 17
Coding region: 247-3582 (1111 amino acids)
Biological process (GO): protein phosphorylation; signal transduction
Molecular function (GO): ATP binding; protein serine/threonine kinase activity; small GTPase binding
Source: RefSeq, a predicted model, not a curated record
AGAUAAGACGUGUACAAAAAGUCAGAGCGCCGACAUGUAUUAUUUCUGAAAUCGCGUCUCAGUCGUCCCCGUUCUUCUUAGCCGUGAACACGUAUAAGCACGUGCUCGCGCGAUUUUCCAAAUUUCACCAAAAUAUUCCGGUUACGUCACUAUGUACCGUGUGUGAUGAGAUAAGCAUCAGUUUUCCGUUGUGCAGUGAUAAGGUGGUGAAAAGAGAUAACGCGAAUAAUCGCUUUUCGCGAAAGUAUGCCGCCGAGAGGAAAGAGGAAACCGAAGAAGCCCAAGUCCAAGCCUGAAUAUGAGUUAUUUUGGCAGUGUGUCAGACCUUGCGUGGUGGGUGAUUACAUCAGACACCCCGUCGUCUACGAGCUGUCGCACAAGUAUGGAGUGGCUGGCAGUGACCAGGUGCCCUUGCCGGCUCGUCUCGACGAGCUCCGGGAGCACAUACGUCGCGAGAUACGCAAGGAGCUGAAAAUCAAAGCUGGCGCGGAGAAGCUUCGCGAGGUAGCGACGGACCGAAAGGCCCUGUCGGACGUAGCGAUGAUCGUGAAGAAAGCUAACAGCAAAUUGAACGAGCUUCAAGCCGAGCUUCAGCAGCUCGAGAGCCAGAUCAUCCUGACGCAAGGCCAGCCUCAGUCGCCCCAGCAAAACCACUCCAAUGGUCAAGACACACCCAUGUCGCCGACGGGUCCGUCCUCGCCGAGUCAGGAGGGUCUCUUCACGGACCUUCGGCUGCUCUCCUUGGAAAAGCAGCUCAAUAUCGAAACAAAGGUGAAGCAGGGCGCGGAGAACAUGAUCCAGAGCCUGACGAGCGGCCACCGGGACAAGAAGCUGCUGCAGGAGGCGCAGCAAAUGCUGGACGACUCGCGCGCGAAAAUCGAGUUCCUGCGCAUGCGCAUAAUGAAGCUGAACCAGGCGCGCGAGCAGCAGCACGCGAGAGGCGACGGGCCGGCACCUAAUGGCGAUGCCACCGGUAACAAAGUCAGAUACGAGCCGAACCUGGAGCUCGCGCUGGAGGAGAGGGUCGAGGAGCUGCGUCACAGGCUCAGGAUCGAGGCGGCCGUAGUCGAGGGCGCCAAGAACGUCAUCCGUCUUCUUCAGAGUUCCAAAGUCGCCGACAAAAAGGCUCUGGCCGAGGCCCAAGCAAGCUUAGCAGAGUCGAGUAGAAAGCUGGACCUGUUGCGUCUGUCGCUGGAGCUGCGCCGUCAGGAAUUGCCCGCAGAUAGCGCGACAGCUGCCCAACUGAAACGCGAGCUGGCGAGCGUCCAGUCCGCUAGCCCGAUUCCUGUGACCUACACGUCGCUUCAGCCGUUCAGAGGACCACUCGAGGGCAGGACCACCGUUCCCGCGUCCGUCUCGAGAUGUGCCGCCGUCACUGGACAAUUAGAGGUUAGAUUAAUGGGAUGCCAAGACUUAGCUGAAGAAAUACCAGGACGCACGAGACGGGAGCAUCCGGCUAGUCCGGAUCUACGAAGUUUUGUGAAGGGUGUUACCGGUCGCAGUUCUAGCAAAUCCUAUAGUGUUAAAGAUGAAACGAGUAAUGAUAUAAUGGCGGUGAUAAAGCUGGACAACGUGACGGUAGCACAGACGAGCUGGCGGCCAUGCUCGCAGCAAGCCUGGGACCAGAGGUUCUCGAUCGAACUAGACAAAUCUCGCGAGCUCGAGAUCGGCAUCUACUGGAAGGACUGGCGCUCGCUCUGCGCUGUCAAGUUCCUACGAUUAGAGGAAUUCAUCGACGACGUAAGACACGGCAUGGCUCUGCAGCUUGAGCCUCAGGGCCUACUCUUCGCCGAGAUCAAGUUCCUCAACCCUAUGAUCUCAAGGAAGCCUAAGCUUCAGAGGCAACGAAAGAUUUUCAAGCAGCAGGUCAAGAACUUCCCUCGGGCCAAUCAAAUGAACAUUAAUGUAGCGACGUGGGGAAGGCUUCUCAAGAGGUCCGCGCCCUCGAUGAACAACAAUAGCCGGAGCUCGGAGAGUCCGCCCUCGGCCUAUAAACAUUCGUUCCCUGCUCCAGGUCCGCAACCGACUCAGCUGUCCUUCGACACCUCGGUGGAGGACAAACCGGAAACACCGGGAGAGUUACCAGACCCGGAAAAGGGCGGCCUCGGUGGCCAGCGGCCUCUCGGCAUGUCACACUCCUCCUCGACUCAUGAGAGUCUCGGCAGUUUGCCCACCUCGUCGUCCUCCUCGUCAUUACCUCAUCCACCCGAUCAUCCACCACCUCCACCGCCCGUCGCUAAGAAGCCUAUGAUGCCCGCACCGCCACCACCCGUCAAGAUCGACCAAGAGUUGCAGAGCGCGUUACGGGAGUUUGACUUCCUUCUCAAGGAAGAGAAAUCGGGGCACCAAGGGGCGAGUUUGAGGCCCCUCGUCACGGAGCCCAGGCCCGUACUGAUCGCGCCACCUUCUCCACGCACCCCCUCGCCUCAGCCUGUCGUCGAGUUCCCCGAGGACGAGGUUCUCGUUGCCAGCGCCUCACUGCAGUUCAACUAUGUCGCCUACGAGGUGCCAGUACCGGCGAGGCCACUUCAAUACCGCGACAGCGCGUACGAGUCGCGCCGCCAGUCGCAGCUCACCGGCAUGAGUCUCGAGAACUUUAGGCUGCUGUCCGUCCUCGGAAGAGGUCACUUCGGCAAGGUCAUAUUAUCGCAGUAUCGAAACACCGGAGAAUACUUCGCCAUCAAGGCACUGAAGAAGGGGGAUAUCAUUGCCAGGGACGAGGUCGAGUCUCUGCUGUCGGAGAAGAGGAUCUUCGAGGUGGCCAAUGCGACGAGGCAUCCGUUCUUGGUCAAUCUCUUCGCUUGCUUCCAGACUGAUGCACACGUAUGCUUUGUUAUGGAGUACGCUGCGGGUGGUGAUCUCAUGAUGCACAUUCACGCCGACGUUUUCGGAGAGCCGCGGGCUGUAUUCUACUCGGCUUGCGUCGUACUAGGCUUACAGUAUCUUCACGAAAGUCGUAUUAUCUACAGAGACUUGAAGCUAGACAACUUGCUAUUGGACACGGAGGGCUACGUGAAGAUCGCUGACUUCGGCUUAUGCAAAGAAGGCAUGGGCUUUGGAGAUCGAACGGGUACCUUCUGUGGUACUCCAGAGUUCCUUGCGCCGGAGGUUCUCACGGAGACGUCGUAUACACGCGCCGUCGACUGGUGGGGACUUGGAGUACUUAUUUUUGAAAUGCUUGUUGGUGAAUCCCCCUUCCCUGGCGAUGAUGAGGAGGAGGUCUUCGACUCGAUAGUAAACGACGAAGUUCGCUACCCACGCUUUCUGUCACUCGAAGCCAUUGCCAUAAUGAGACGACUUCUGAGAAAGAAUCCUGAUCGACGAUUGGGUAGCAGUGAACGCGAUGCAGAGGACGUGAAGAAGCAAGCGUUCUUUAGGCACAUAGCUUGGGAUGACUUACUUCUCAGGCGCGUGAAGCCACCGUUUGUUCCGGUCAUUCAUUCGGUAGAAGACGUGAGUAACUUUGACGAGGAAUUCACAUCCGAGAAGCCUCAGCUUACCCCACCGAAGGAUCCCCGACCUCUCAGCGACUUGGAACAGGCUUUGUUCAGGGACUUUACAUACAUGGCUGACUGGUGCUAACCAUUACUGAAAUAAUAGGGUUUUCUAAUAAACAAUUUGAAUCUGAAGAGAAGACCCAAAUAAGUGCAACUAUUUGCGAUAAAUAUUCAUCAUCUACGAGUGAUUUGAGUUCAAAACAGAAGGGGUCCUACUUUAUCACCUAUUGCACGGUCCAUCAAUUAUUUGUAUAGUUUUUAUAUUUUAAUUACAUGUUACAGUUAGACAUUUUACAUUUCAUACACCGCCCUGUGUUUAAAAUAAAAAUGUAUAAACAAAAGUAAAAAGCAAAUGAGAUAAAAGGAACACGAUUAUGAUGAGAAUCGCCGCCAUGACAAGGCAAAUAUCGACGAAGGAGCGUCGUUAAAACUCACGUUUUUAAUCUUGCACAAUGCAUGAAUUUAGUAAAUAAUAAUCAUAAUGAUAAUAAUAAUGAUGAUGAUGAUUACAAUACAACGUACUAGUUGUCGACUGUAAAAUAUUGUGUUGAUCAGGAUCAAAUUUAUAUGUAUAAAAUACUUUCGACUCAAGAACAAUUUUUUUCUAUUCUGUGUACAGCCAAGAGAAUAAGAAUCGAACGAUAAAAUAUCAACGAUCGUCAAAAAAACCGUACGGAGAUUAAAUGAGAAGUUUAGAAGACCAUUUUUUGGAGAUUAAAACGAAAUUGUGUGAGAGAUAGUCAUUUCUCAUAAUGCAGCUUCGAAUAUGUAAAAAAUAAGUAUUGUAUUUGUUAAAAUCGAAAUUUUAUUAUUUUUUAUGAAAAAAUGUUUUUAACAUAUGCAACCUAUGAUUUAAGCUCUAUAAAGCAGCACGAAAAAAAUUAUUCACAUAGAAUCAAUCUGAAAAUCAAAGGCAGCACAUUAAUGUUUUUCGCAAAAUGAUCGACAUUUGUGCAUUCGUGUUUUUGUGAUAAUUGUUUAAUCAAGUGUCGAGUUAGAAGAUUAGAAUAUAGUUAUUGUUAUUUGUAGGAUGUAAUUAUUAUAAUGUGCUUUAAUUAAUAUUAACGACUCUCUUGCGUUUUUGAUUAUUUAUAGAUUCUUAAAUUCAUACAAUUAUACAACUUUACCGAUUGUCCAUAAUUACUAAACCUUAUUCACUAUGUAUAACUUUUUUUAAGAAAAGGAAAGCUAAUUGUGUUUUUCAUACAUACACAGUUGUUUUUGUCUUGUGUUUAUAAAAAAAAUUGUAUAUAAAUAUAAUCAUAGAAUACUUUUUGUUGUGACAAAAAAUUUUAUUUGACAUAUCACGUUCGUCAGAUAUAAACAAGCUUGAAUGUAUAACUAAAAUAAUAUGUGAGCAGCUUGGAACCCUAGGGGUCCAAUUUCAGUUCUGUAAAAUGAAUACUAUAUAAAGAAAACAAUCAUAAUACACGGAAGAACCGUAAUACCUUGUGAUAGUCUCGAGCGAAUCUCGAAACUCUAAUUGCCUUAACGCUGUAGUAAAUCAUCAAUACAAUUUGAUAUAUAUUUUACAACAAUUUUAAAUAAAUAUUGUAGUCAAUGUUCGUUUUGAAUAGUGAAUCGAACCAUUAGCAAGAAACUGAUUUUUAGAAAUUUUAAUCAACCGUAGUUAUCAACUUUAAUAUUGCACGUAAUACAUUGUUAUAUAAUAAGCCUUUUCUAUUUAACCUGUUAAUCAUUAAAAUAAUUUAUUUUAUAUAUCUACAUUUUUUGUAAAAAAGCAAGUGGAGUUGAGUCAUUCAUUUUGCUCCUGUGCUCCCAUUUGUAAAUUUUACUGUAUGAAAUAAAAUAACGCGUUUAUUAAAUUUUUUUUCAUAAACCGCUUGAAGUUCGUGGUUUUAUAUAAAUUAACAUUCAUACAUGAAAACCGUGCCUAUUUUAUAGUGGUAUAUUUUCGAAAUUUUAAUUCAUUGUCGAUGAAAAACAAAAAAAAAAAUUUUUUAUUAUAAAACUGCCAAAGCAUUUUUACUUGCCAUUUUUGUUCUUGUGAAACGAAUAUUUGAUGAAUUUUUUUUGGAUAGAAUUUAGUUUAUGAAGAGAUUAAUAGAAUAUGAGCUUAUAUAUAUUGUAUUUUCUUUUAUAAAUUUAAAAAAUCAAGAGAAACAAGAGAAUUGAGAGAGAUUAAAUAAUUGAUUAAUAAAAAAUGUAUAUACAAUAUACAUAAUAGGCAAUAAAUAGAUAUAGCAUAUUUUUUUAAGUUGUAUAAAUUAGGCUCUUUUUAUCAAAAAUACAACUUGCUUACUGAUUUUCGCGGAAUAGGUUUCUGUCGUUUUAAUAAUGCAUUUCAAAAAUUAUAAUGUUUUUUUUUAGUUGUACAAACAUUUGUAAAAUACUGAUGAUUUAUACUACAAAUAAAAUGUACGUGCCUCAAACUUACACGUUACGACAACUACAUAAAAAUCAGCACUACAUAAGUGGUAUUUUUUUUUUAAGUAAUAAUUUAUUUGAUACAUGUUAUUUCAAUGGCAGCUUACUAUCUCGAGUAAUUACAAAACCUUAUAGUUAUAAUUGUGCAGGAUUCUGAUCUUAUAUUAUACAAUGCAAAAAAAUACUUCAAACAAUAAAUACAUAAACAUGUA